Messenger RNA from Fusarium venenatum, 243 nucleotides. The record is from RefSeq and is a predicted model, not a curated record. Lineage: Eukaryota; Fungi; Ascomycota; Sordariomycetes; Hypocreales; Nectriaceae.
AUGCUGCUUCUGGUGAUGCACCUGUCCCUCGUGCUUUCUCCUGUAAGGGUGCUCCUACCGGUCAAUUCCAAUCAUGCUCUUGCCAGUGGAUUCAAGAUACACACGUACAGUAAGUGGACUGGCACGGUCCGAAACGUCUCGGUAAUGAGAAGAGGCAAGGCAGAGUCAUGCGGUAGAUACUACAGCUUCAUUAUCAACAACGACAAGGACAGCUGGUUCAUGAACUCCUGCCCGUUUGUUUAG